UCAGCCAAUCAUGGAGGGGAGGGAGGCAUCAUAGAUUUUUGUUAAAUAAUAAACAUAUUUGUUAUCAAAUUGUAUAUUAUUUAUGUACUGUACAUAUGAUAAAAUAUUUACACAAUGUUAUUGUGUAAAUGAUUUCAUAAUUUGAACAUAAAUAACUAUUUAAAUCAAUUUUGGCAAAUAAAGGAAGGUAGAUGAAAACUCCAGGCCUUAUUAUGGGGAGGGGAGGCAUGCUCGCCCCCUUGAUCUGCCAGUGCUGGAAGAGUGCAAAACUAAAGCUGAUUUCAGAGAAGGAAGUAGUUUGAAAUCUCAUGUACACAGUAACUUUUAUUUUGACAGUAAGGUGUACAAAAUUUCAUUAUUAUAAUAAAACUAAUUAGUCUAAAAAAAAUCUAUAUGUUAUAUAACAUGAAGAAAAAGGAGCCCAAAAUAUGCCUGACAAAAUACUCUUACUUUUCAGUGGAAUCCUCAUCAAAAUAGGUAUUGAUGAUACCAAUAUCAACAUGAACAAAGAAACAACAAAAAUAGUAAAAAUAAUUUAAUGGGUUUAAUGUUCUGAAAAUAAUCAUAUGAGCAUAUAAACAGAAUACAAUUUUAAUAUAGAAUUUUAUUUGUAAAGUUCUGUGCAGGAUCAGCAGAAUGUGUGAAAAAUUAAAAUUAUAUAGCAUGAAUGAGUAUUGGAAUUAAAUUGUUUAGAUAACGUACAUCUUGAAUUAAAUGAAGGGGUUCCUGAUAGACCAACCCCAUAUAUGUUAAUUACAUCUUACUAAUAAUAACGGUCUCAGUAAUUAUGUGUUAGGAUGAACUUUAAGAAAAAGUUAGGUCCAUCUACUGCAUUCGCAGGUGCUGUGGAGAAUGUGGCAAUAUUUUACUGGGAGAUCACCGUCUAUAAAAUUGGAUUGGAAUUUUAUAGAUAGUGAUCACCCAGUAAAAUAUCGCAACGUAGGGUACAUAGGGAAGGUCUACCGGGCUCCCUCACCACGUUGUACAGGAUACAAAGAAAAAAACUAAUCAUAAAAAUAAAAACAUAAGCUGUUUUUAUACAAAGAGAAUAUAUAUAUUCUUUUAUAUCAGAUUUCAUAUCAUAUAUGUACAAAUAAACAAUGAUUCAAGAUAAAAAUAUACAUUAUACACUACUGUUAAACAAAUACAAGAUAAUUCGGAAUGAACUUAUAAUCUAGUGUUCAUUUACCAACCUUCUUCAUACACAAUACCAAAUGGAGUUUCAUUACUCUCCUUGAUUAAUUUUGCUAAUUCAUUUUGUAGUUCUUUUGGUAUUUCCAAUUUAUACGCAUCUUCAGGGUUAACAAGAUUAUUUCUUACUAUUUGUAAUGCUCUUUGACGCAGAGAAAAAAGGGGAAUAGUAAUGAAAACAUGUGUUCUUUGAAUUUGGGUUUGCUGCAGUUGAUUGCGAGGCAAACCUAAAUACCUGGUAUACCAAGGUUCUGGAAGAAAUACUUGACCUGAUUUAACAACCAGUCUAUCUUUCGUUUCUGAAUCAAUAAAAAUCCACGGAUGAGUAACAUAAGUAUUCACAUCAACAAAACCUCCAGGAGAUAGUGUUUUGAACUUAACAUUUUGCCCCUCGUAAUUUAACCAUAUGACAUCCACUUUUCUUUCAGUGUUAUUAAAAAACCGCAAGAAUGAUCUCGUCGAAUGAUUUAUAGAUCGUGGGUUUUCUGGCGCAGAUCUUGACAUAAUGAGCUACCUUAAUAAAAAGAUAUGUAUUUCAUUCGAUUUUCAGUCACUUUGCAUGUAAACAAGGAUGUAAGCAGUGGUUAUUAACAAUACCACUAAUAGUGACGCAUGCCCUCCGUUCCAUCUGUCACUGUUAUCACUUCACCCACAAAAACUAAAACAUCCGCAUCAUUCAAAAAUGUAAUAUUGGGGAAUUUUAUAAUUCAAUUAACAAAACGUUUAUUGAUGUGAAUGUUAAAACCGUGAUUAAUAAAAAAGUUAACACAAUCUCCUUUUGCUUCUUAAAAGCAAAAUAUAACCUGUUGUCUCUGUACUUCUAUGUCUGUCUCUAUCACAUCGCAUACGUGCUCUACGCCACGCCUCUGUCACUUGUCCGUAAUCUGGUAACAAUGGCGGUAUGUGUUGCAGUCAUCGGUAAAGAUAAUUCUCCCAAAUUUAUAUCAUGCUUAAAUCCAGAGUUGGAAUUGCAAUUUCACUACAAAGUACACACGUCGUUGGAUGUGGUUGAAGAAAAACUCUCAUCGUCUGGCAUAAAUACCGGCGAUAUGUUCCGACGUUUACAUAAUUUGUAUACUGAUGUUGUUUGUAAUCCUUUUUAUAUUCCUGGUGAUCCAAUUACAUCCAAGAACUUUGAUGAUACUGUAAAAAGCAUAAUGCUUCUGUGUUGCUCUGUCGUUUUGGCAGCAUGUGCUUUCAGCACUGCAUAUCCAUAUGCUGCACAAUCCACUUUCCCAGUUUAUGAUCAGCAAGUUGAUGAAUCAGCAUUUGCUCCAAGUGUUGUUGCAGCUCCUACUCAAGAUCUGGAAGGUGCUGCUACUGGCCACCAUGGCCAUCAUGGGCGAGUGCAAAUCAAGGUAUACCGAGGCCCUACCACUCAUGGACAUCAUGAUCACUUCGCUCCUCAUGGUUUCUGGGUAAAGCAGCCAGCGGAUGAUCACCAUUAGAUUCUUUAUUAUAAACCCUUUUGUUUUAUACUAUUAUUAUUGAAAUGAGUUUGUAUUUUGUGUUAUGUUCUUGUAAUAUAUAAUAAAUAAAACCUGUGAUCA
Gryllus bimaculatus (two-spotted cricket) is the source of this 2741-nucleotide messenger RNA. Lineage: Eukaryota; Metazoa; Arthropoda; Insecta; Orthoptera; Gryllidae. The record is from the annotation of a GenBank genome assembly.